Pangasianodon hypophthalmus (striped catfish) is the source of this 2935-nucleotide messenger RNA. RefSeq names its product SH3 and cysteine-rich domain-containing protein 2. Gene Ontology annotation, biological process: skeletal muscle contraction; positive regulation of protein localization to plasma membrane; positive regulation of voltage-gated calcium channel activity. The record is from RefSeq and is a predicted model, not a curated record. NCBI's taxonomy places the organism in Eukaryota, Metazoa, Chordata, Actinopteri, Siluriformes, Pangasiidae. Gene Ontology annotation, molecular function: protein binding. Bases 337 to 1575 code for a protein of 412 amino acids. The transcript has 11 exons. Gene Ontology annotation, cellular component: extrinsic component of cytoplasmic side of plasma membrane.
UCUGAGAGCGCGAGAGCGGCUGAAUGAGGUGGUGUGGAUGUAGAAGUGUGUGUGUGUGUGUGUGUGUGUGUGUGUGUUUCAUAUCUUUAACGUAAAAGAUUUUAGCGUUUCGUCUCGUCGGGAUGGAAUAUUAAAAAAAAGCAACCGUUCAUCGUCCGCACGUGACUACAAUGAAUCUUUAAAGAGUCACGUUUAUCGUUAAUGAAGAGAUGAAGACCGAGUGAUGGGAGAGAUCUUUCCUUAGGACGUGAAUCUGCGUCAGAGAGCACGCGCGCGCUCUUUCCGUUAAAUAGAAAAAGAAACGGCUCUCCCGUAUCGCGUUGGGGGGAAAAAAAGAUGACAGAAAAUGGCGAGAAGGAGAACGAACCGCAUCACCGGGACCUACAACGCUCACCGGGUUCCGGUACGAUCCGGCCCGAGUCCAAGCUCCAGAAACUGAAGCGCUCACUGUCAUUCAAGUCAAUGAUGCGGAGCAAAAGUGUCGAGAACUUCUUCCAGCGGUCAAAUAUUGAGACCCUGCCCCCUGACAGUAUCAUCACUAUUGAGGCUCCACCCUCCAUCAUUGAGUCUCCCUUUUGUGACUGUCCUUUGACCCUUGACAGGUCCCCAUCCAUAAGUCCAAACCUGUCUCUCUCUUCACGUUCACCUUCAUCAAGCCCAUCCCUGUCAGUUAACUCAAAUACUCCUCCUCCUCAGCCACGCCCGCAGAAAACACACUGUUUCUUGGAAUAUGUGUUUCGCCGGCCCACUGUCUGCCAGCAAUGCAAGCAAAUGAUAACAGGGAACUCAAAGCAGGGUCUGCGCUGCAAGACAUGUAAACUAGCAGCACAUCUGUGGUGCUCAUCUGAACUUUCACAGCAGGUGUGCAAUGGAAAGUCAGGGACGUUCAAGCGGAACUUCAGCUCUCCAUUGCUCACUAACGAGCUGUUUACAGUCAUUAAGGAAGCCCCGCCCACUCAAGAACAGGGAAAAGGCACAGUGGACCCCGUAUAUGAAGCCUUGCGAUACGGAACAUCUCUCGCGCAAAUGAGCCGAUCGACAUUCAAUAGCAUCUCAGAGUCGCCAUGUCUUCAGAGUGAAGAAGGACAGGAGAAGUUGGACAGUGAAGCUGUUGCUGUAGAAGAGAGCGUUCCUGAAUCUGAGGUGUGUUUGGCUGAGAGUGAGAAGAGUGUGACAGAGGACAAGAUCAGUUUACAGCCUCCCAGGCGUAUUGAGCUUCGCGCCAUUCACACCUAUGUGGUGUUGUACAAGUUCCUGCCUCAGGAGAAAAACGACCUUGAGCUUCAGCCGGGUGAUCGUGUUCAGGUAAUCGACGACUCAAACGAGGACUGGUGGAAGGGGAAGAGUCAAGACAAAGUCGGAUUUUUCCCUGCUAACUUUGUGCAGCGGGUGCGUCCUGGAGAACGAGUAUGGAAGGUCACUCAGGGUUUCCAUGGCAACCGCGAGAAAGGUCAAAUGACUGUAAAAGAGUUACAGAUCUGCGUUGGGAAAUCGGAGGAAACAGAUGGAUUUUUCAAGCUGACCAGCGGUAAGAAGAGAGGACUCGUACCUUCAAAGUGUGUAGUGGAGAUAUGAACAACCUCCUCGCCAUACAGACACACAACAACGGCAGGGACACACUCUCACACACCAGCAAGCACCCUGGAAUGGAAGUGCACUUGCUUCGCUCACUUCAUUUCACACGGCUUUGAGAAUGAGACAUAAAGGAAGCCAUCUGACUGGCCGAUUCUGACCUCUGACCUCAGACACACAUGACCAGUGGAACAGUUUUGGUUUGGAUGAUGGCACUGUAACUGUCUGGUGUGUGUGCGUGUGUUUGUGUGUGUGUGUGAGUAUGUUCACUCAAACAUUACAGUAGCAAACAGGAUCUGUGUCAAAUCAUGUGUGUCAGUGAACAUCACUGAGAGACAGGAACAGAUGCAGUGCAGGAAAAAAGAGACACAUGAAGUGAUUUUGCAUUUACCUGUCCCAUCAUGCACCACUGAAUGAAAUGGGAGGGGAUUGUAGGAGACCCGUCAUGGAGAACACUGGCUAAACAUAAAAAGCUGUAAAAGGUGUUGGCUGGCUAAGGGAAUGUUAUUGAAUUAGUUUAGUUAAACCUUAGUUAAAGAUGUCCCACGUUAUACUGAACAGUCUCUAAUACCUGUGUGUUUAUUACUGAGUUUAUACACACUGUUCCACAUUUCUGCACAAUCAUAUGAACCACCUUUAUACACUUAAAAAAAGUGAACGCUUCCUGUGUGUUAGAGAUGUAACUGACUAUGUUAUUCGGAUUGAAUAGACGAUAUGCUCUAAAGCGAUACCUUGAGUCUUCACUUCUAGGUACGGUCAUGACUGGAGGAUGUAGCUGAGGUUGAGGAACUGUGAGAGCCUGUCACACCAUGCUGAUACUGCUGAUAUUUAUACAGGAGGUUUCAGGUGUUUUCCAGUGUUUCCUGGGGGCAAAGUGAUUGGAUUCAUAUUUAAUUGAAAAAAAAAUGAAUUUAGGUUUAGGCCAUGCCCACUUUCAAUUUUAAAUCUAAAUGCAGAUAUUUGGAUCACUAAACAGACACAGACACAGAUAGUGUCAUCGUGUUACACCCCUACCGUUUAGUCACAAUGUGUACUUACCCCAGACAAACCAGAGCUUGAUUCAUGUGUAUUUACGUGUGAUGCAUAAAUCUUGAGGUGUAACAUUACAGUUCCAUGUGUAGUUUAUUAGAGAUAUAAAGCUCUUGAUAUAAAACUAAACAAAAUAAUCUGCUGUCAUUCUACAACAAUCACCAUCACCAUCACUGCUGUUAACGUAUUAACUUCGUCUGUUUACAUUUAAUAAACCCACUUUAUGUAUGUUUUUCUACAUGACUACAUGUAGUAUUUCAGUAUUAGAUCACAGUGUGAGAUUUGAGACACAUCGUGUUAUUAAAUGAAUAAAAUAAAAUUAAAUUCUUUUUAC